Medicago truncatula (barrel medic) is the source of this 676-nucleotide messenger RNA. RefSeq lists its product as uncharacterized. The record is from RefSeq and is a predicted model, not a curated record. Lineage: Eukaryota; Viridiplantae; Streptophyta; Magnoliopsida; Fabales; Fabaceae. Bases 134 to 490 code for a protein of 118 amino acids. The transcript has a single exon.
AAUAUCCCCCUUAUCCAUCAACUAACCCAUUCAAACAAAAUAUCUAAGGUGCAAUAAUUCAGCUUAGUCAUAAAGAAAGAGAGUACCAAAUUAAUAAUACAACUCCUACUUCAAUAAACAAAAAAUUCCUUCUAUGGCACUCACCAUUACCCACUCUUGGUAUAGAAUUAGGACCCCUUUGGUUCCAUUAUCUUGCCAAGGUAGAAGACCAACCAUCUCUAACUCCAAUCAUGAAGAAAAGAAAGACAUGGGAGGAAGAGGAGCAAAGAGAUCACCAUUGUUGAAAUUGAAAGUAAUUUUGAAUGAUUUUGAGAAGCUAAUUGGGAAGAAGCCACAACAAGAGAUGAAGAAUUUAAGUCCACAACAAAAGGGUGAUUGGAAAGACUUGUUUCUAAUGAGUAUUUCUUUUGCUGUUUAUGUUUACAUAUCGCAGAAGCUAGUAUGUGCUUAUUGUGCUUGGACUUCUAUGCCUAAUGUACAUGUAUGGUAGUUAAUAUUAACUGCUUUAAUUAAUUACUUCUUAUUACUUUAUUUCAUUUCUAGAAAAUGAAUUUGUAAACACUGGUCUUUUUAAGUUAGGAAAAUGUUAAAUAUCAAUAUAGAUCUAUAGAUGAAUUUGUAGCUGCAAAAGAAUUAUUGUGGAUGAUUUAUGUAAUAUGAGAUGCACUUUUUUUUU